Messenger RNA from Dermacentor andersoni, 4341 nucleotides. Its product is annotated as D-beta-hydroxybutyrate dehydrogenase, mitochondrial-like. Gene Ontology annotation, biological process: steroid metabolic process. The record is from RefSeq and is a predicted model, not a curated record. Gene Ontology annotation, cellular component: intracellular membrane-bounded organelle. Gene Ontology annotation, molecular function: oxidoreductase activity. NCBI's taxonomy places the organism in Eukaryota, Metazoa, Arthropoda, Arachnida, Ixodida, Ixodidae.
CCUUAAAUUUUCGCUCGCCGUUCGACGCACAUUCGCUUACUGCGAACUAGCUUUCUUACUCGCAUGUUCGCGAACCUUCGCUCGGGGUUGCUACCCUCGCAAUGGCGACCUUGACGUUUCCUAUGGACAAAAACUGCCGAAGUCGCCCCGGCGAAAGACUUUCGCGCCGGUGUGAAGGAGCAGUUCGCCGCGGUGCAAAGGAGUCGAUGCCACUUUCGACUUCGGAACACCGGUGAGAGUGAGCGUACUCGUGGUGCUUGGGAAGCGACGAAGACCAGGCUUGACAGCAUGCAGUCGGCGCUUAUCGUGACCGCUACGCUGAUACUACCCGUGCACCUGCUGUGCGUGCGAGUGCCUCUGCUGAACGACGCGGCCGUUUUCCUCGGCUCGUGGAUACUCACGCUCGUGGCCAGCUACUGGCUGGCGUGCUUCUUGUGGAACAAGACGCUGAGGAGAUCCGUCGAGACGGGAGGCAAGGCGGUGUUGGUGACGGGCUGCGACACAGGCUUCGGCCACCAUGCAGCCAAGCGCCUUGCCGACGUCGGCUUCACCGUGUUCGCCGGCUGCCUGAAUGCCGCCAGUGAUGGCGCCCAAGAUCUCGCCAAAAGGGCAAACGUUCGCGUUCUCCAGCUGGACAUCACCAAGGACGAACAGGUGGAGAAGGCACUGGACGUGGUUAGGACAGACCUGGGAUCAAAUGUGCUUUGGGCAGUGCUUGCCAACGCUGGAAUAACUGCUGUUGGGCCCGUUGAAUGGAAUUCGAUGGAGAGGAUCAAACAAAUCUUCGAGGUCAACGUCUUCGGGCAUGUGCGAGUAGCCAAGGCGUUUUUGCCUUUGCUGAAGAAGUCAAAAGGUCGUCUAGUCUUCGUCACCAGUGGUCUUUGCCGAGCAACCAUACCAGGGAUGACUGUGUAUUGUAUGAGCAAGCACGCCAUGCUCUCGCUAGUGGACGGUCUCCGAAGGGAAUGCGAAGACGAAGGCGUGGACGUUGCAGCCGUAGAACCGACAGCGUACAGGACAAACAUGCUCGAGAACAUCGCCUGCCCGAAGUACGUCGAGGCGGACCUGAAGUUCCUCCCCGAGGAGGCCCGGAGUCUAAUCCCGGAGGACAGCGUGGGCCGUUGGGCGAAGUUUCUGGGCGGCAUGUUCGACAUACUGACGCGCGAUAAUCCCAUGGAAGUUGUGGACCAGAUGAGUUUCGCGGUCAUGGACACCAGGCCCCGGCCUUGCUAUCGGUCCAUGACUCUGCCGGACAAGUUCUACCUGCUCUUUGUCAAGCUGUUCCCGGACGAAGUGUUGGACGUCUUUUUCACGCUGUUUCGGGCAGUGGCCCAGUUCGUGAAGUAGAACAGUGCGGUGACCAGUAGACCAGCCGUGCCACGUUGUAAUAGUCAUAAGUGGUCUUAUCUUCAAGACUUACAGAUUGAUGAAAAUACGCCAGCGUCCCACCGUGGUGGGGAAGUGACGAUGGUGUUCCGCUUCUGAGUGUAAGGCUUGUUACGCGCCCGCUGCAGCAGCAUUCCGAUGAGGGAAAAGGCUUGUGUAAUUAUUUUCAGGCACAUGUAACCCGUGCUAGUCGCAUUUCUACGACUUGAAUAUCACAAUUCCUCUGUCCAAGAUGGAAGAGUUAUGCAUGGCGCCGUGAAGAUAACUUGCGUGAAAAUCGCGAUGUUAGCUUGGCCAACGCAAACAAAGUUAACUGACUCAACUUCUGGAUUACUACUUCGGGGCACAUGCUGGCCGCGCGAAAAUGGAGCAAAAGAGUGCUCAGUACUCGUAGACUUAGUAGGCAUACCGCCUAACUUGCAUCACUUCGGAUUCAUUGCACCACAAGCUGAAUGAUGAAAUACAUUGGCGUUCUGUUUAUUUUCCCAGAAAGCCAGCUUUGUGCAAUUUGGACGAACUUCUGUGGAAUGCUAGCGUGCUUGGUUGGCAGAUUUCGGGGACGAAUUUCAUCCAAGUGGUGGCGCCUAAGCUCAUCAUUGCUACGAGUACUAAUUAAACAUGCCCUCAAUACCAACACGUUUUAAUCUCUUGACUGCGACAUGUGCCCUGAUGUAAAAAGCAAAUAGAAAGCAACGAAUUUCAGGUUAUAUAUAGCUAAUCAACUAUUGUACUGGAGCUUGGGAUGUGUGCCUAGCGGUGGGAGUAAUCAAUUUUAGAUACUUACUGUGCCUUUAGGAACCUAUAAAAAGUAAACAGGAGCAAGAGAACGCAGGUUUUCGAUCAAUUUGAUUUGGUAAAAUGACAGAUCGUGGGCGGAAGAUGAUACUAUCAGACGGCCUGCGUAUCACUACCGACAAAAUGUUCGUAGUAUGAAAGAGAAAGUUUACCUUUGUCAUUUUCGGGGAAUUAUAAAAGUGAAAAGCUGUAGCGUACAAGAUGCGCAUUGUAUUAAGAAAAGCUUAUUGUUAUGCGUGCAGCCCGUGUAUUGCACUGUAAAAUAAAAAAUUGCUAUCCGCGUCAACGACCCUAUGAACAAGAUACUCGUGAUGAGUAUAGUGACUGACCGCAGCUUCUUAUACACCUUAUGCACUCACAUUCGCUUGUAAUCGGUCAGUUCACAAGUAAAAUCAGUCGAAGACCAGUGUUACUUGGUUCAUGUUCUCCAUCUUUUAUUUCCUGAAACCACUGAAUAGCUCCCAUAAGACCAAGUUUUCUGCUUUCUGCAUUUGCUUAAAAAUGUGUUGCAAUAAUCAUAAUCAAUUUAUUCGCUUAGCGCAUAGUAAAAUGCUUUAAAAUUACUCGAAAAUUCCGUUAAGAAACAUUGGGCUGCUUGCACGAGGCGCUUUAUCAUUAAAUAAAUUUACCAGCGACAGUAAGUGGUAGUAGGUUGCUCUGUGGUAGUUACAGGUCUUAUGAGAACAUCAUGUUGGGGAGGGACGAAUGUUCGACGCUUGCAGGAGACUCUUUAGGUUUGCCACUCGGCGACCUGCUCUCCCGCAACAAACUAUAAUAAACUUGCAGCUUUGUGUCCGUGGGGAAGAAUUGGCCUACAAAUAGUGCGAGCUAUCACGUGCACAAGGUUCCAUUACACGAAAAAAUGGGAAAUUUUUAAAUAGGAGUGCAAGUCUGUCUAAUUUAUUCCGCGUCAUGCUAGAAUUGAAUAUGGAUGAUUGUGCCAAAUUGGUUUGCGUUCAUCAUGUGCUUUGCUUCCCUCGAAAUUAACUGCUUUAUUAGGUCUCCAUGAGGAGCUUUUCAACAUGGCGAUUAUACCGAGCCAAAUUUGUUCAUGGCACAUUUUGAAAUGCAAUUCCUUCAGUGUUAUCUAAAUGUGGUGUCGAAUUUUGAAAAGCAUAGCACAGAGUAUUAGCAAACUCUAAAAGUGCUUCGAGACAGCGUAGUCCAUGUCCGCUAAACUGUGCAGUUGUUUACAUUUUUAUUCAGGUGGACAGAGCCUCUGCUCACCACAUUGCUAUCAUUUGUAGAAUGAACAUACCUCAGCUGCAUAGCUUGAUGCACUGGAAUUUGAAAUUGGGUACCAGAUUUUUAAUCACCUGUUAUCUUGACACACCAAAAUUGAACCUCGGGCCCAGUUGGUAUUUCAUCAUCAAAGUUUUAGAGCACAAUAGAACAUUGAACGCCUAUUCCUGUCGUCUGUGUUUGAUGAGCUGCGAAACUGAAGCCCUGAGACGGCUUGUUCCCUCUUUGGACAUUUCAAGAUAUGCUACCUAAGGACAUUUUAAUUUUAACAUUAAGAAAAGCGCUGAUGUUCCGUUUUUGUCUUUGCAGCUUUUUUACGGCAUAGAACAUACCGAGGAGACAGCUCUAUGUGAAGCCGUCUCAACCUUGCAGCGGUGUGAAGUGGAAUCAAGGAAAUUCGCCUUUCGGCUGUGAAGCUAUAUCAGGCAAAUGGGUUUCACUGCUGAUGUAGCUUGCAGAAGUAAAAUAAAUUAAGUGCAUCUGCAUAUCUAGAAGAGCAGGCAAUUCUAUCUUCUGGCUGUGUGUGGGUAACUUGCGAAGGUGUGCCAGAGCCCCAAAUAAAAGAAAAGGCGUGAAUUUUGCCAGUUACAUAACAUGUAGUUAUGCAUGUGGAACUGAAAGUGACAGUCUGAAAGGAUGACAUUUUCAUUUUCAUGCUUUGUACAUAAUGGUUCCAAUAUUUACACAUAGAAUAUAGCUUUAUCAGAAGAUAAUUUCUAUCUUCUUCAAAAUAUCGUAUGGAAGUCCGAAAGUAGUGGUAGCACUUUUUGGAGCAAUGUUUGUUGCAUGCGAAAUAAGUAUUGUACAGCAUUUCCUUGCGGUUUCUGAACUGACAAUUUUCCUUACUGAUUGCAUCUGUAAAAAGCCACACCUGUGAUAAUAAAGACAUGCAAUAAAUUAUUGUUAUUUAAGCAUAAA